CACCAGCUGAGCUCCUCCCUGAAGACCGCGACCGUACGAGACAGCGCCAACCCCCCACAGACGACCGCAGCAGACAACGCGCUCCCGCCGAAGACCAGCAAGCCUCACAAUACAACGAGCGUUCUCCCCUCUUCACGCCCCCUCAGUCGGUGUACGCAGCCGCAGGCCCAAGCCGCGGGUACGACGCAUAUAGACACCGCCAGCCCUCGCCCGCCGACUCAGAUGACAUCGUCAUGGUAGACAACCGCACAGAGCCCCAGCCCAAACCAGGCUUCUGGGCGCGCUUCACAGGUAGUGCGAAAGACAGGGGCGAGUCAGAGUCCGUAAACGCAGGCACGCGCGGCCGGCUCCCCCCACAGCCCUCCCGCCCCAACGUCAUCCUCUUCGGCGAGCGCAAAUCAGGUAAAAGCUCGCUCAUCAACAUGCUCGUCGGCCGGGAUGUAUCAUCUCCAUCCAACCCAGACCUCGCAGCGUUCGCGAGUAGGGGUUACGCUGUCGACGUGGGCGGACGGGAGGUGGUGGUGUGGGAUUCGGUGGGGCUGCAGAAGGGGGAAAAUCACGAUGCGCUGUCCGAGGGUGCUGAAAGGAACCUGAAGGGUUUGAUACAAAACAUUCAUGGCGGCCUCAACCUCCUUCUGUUCUGCGUCAACGCCGCGGGCGUAAGCAAUGCUCUAGGAAUCAAUUACGACGCGUUUUAUAGCAUCAUCGGGGGCAAGAAGGUGCCUGUAGUGCUCGUUGUGACGGGUCUGGAGAACCAGGAUCCGAUGGAGGGGUGGUGGAAGGAGCACGAAGCCGAAUUUGAGAGGCACGGGCUGGGGUUCGAUGGGCACGCUUGCAUCACCACUACGAGAGGGAAACCACUCAAGGACGGUCCUGGGUACUGGCACGACGAGCAAUACGAGCAGUCCAAGCUGGCCGUUAAAGAGCUGAUCAAGGCAAAACUUGGUGCGGCCGUCAUCAUUCGGGAGGAGGGGAAAUUGGCGGAGUUGAGGGAACUCUUGCGACAGCAAAAUGGGAACGCGACGGGGCAAAACACAGAUAAAGGAAAGAAUGGAUGGAGUCUAGGAGAAACGGGGGGCACUCGAGAAGUACAUAGGGGCUACGGGAGUACGCAUGACGAGCAGAGGGACGAUGACAGGACGGACAGAAUAGAAAGAGAGGGAAGGACUGCCGCCUUUGUAUUGUUGGGUGGUUUGUUCGCCGUAUUUGUUUUCCUACAAUCAGGCGUCAUCACUUGUUUUUGAUUACGAGACCUUCGGACAUGGAUGAGCGUAUUCAUAUGCC
Molecule: messenger RNA, 1284 nt
Organism: Suillus subalutaceus
Lineage: Eukaryota; Fungi; Basidiomycota; Agaricomycetes; Boletales; Suillaceae
Exons: 1
Coding region: 234-1244 (336 amino acids)
Molecular function (GO): GTP binding
Source: RefSeq, a predicted model, not a curated record